Messenger RNA from Chrysoperla carnea, 1654 nucleotides. Its product is annotated as UDP-glycosyltransferase UGT5-like. The coding region runs from base 98 to 1645 and encodes 515 amino acids. Gene Ontology annotation, molecular function: UDP-glycosyltransferase activity. Lineage: Eukaryota; Metazoa; Arthropoda; Insecta; Neuroptera; Chrysopidae. The transcript is spliced from 7 exons. The record is from RefSeq and is a predicted model, not a curated record.
CAAAGUAACAUCAAUGAUUCUGUAUAAAAAGUUAUCAAUACAAUUAAGUGCUCAAUUAUUUAUCGAGAAUUAGAAAAUUCGAGGUAUUUAAACAAAAAUGAAAUUUACAUUCCUGCUUUUAAUUUUACUUAUAAAUGAAAAUUAUGGAGCUCGAAUUUUGGGAUUAUUUCCAUUUCAUGGCACAAGUCAUUGGGCUAUGUUUGAGGCAUUAAUGAAAGGUUUAGCUGAAAAGGGGCAUACGGUUGAUGUUGUCUCACAUUUUCCACAAAGAAAACCAAUACCUAGGUACAAUGACAUAAGUAUUGAAGGAUCUAUGCCAUCUAUUAAAAAUAGUUUAACAGUGGAUGUGAUGUCAGAAUGGACUCCAAUUGUUUGUAUCGAUUUUAUUGCUUUACUAGGAGGUAAUGGAAUAUGCGAAAUGGUUUUAAAUCAAACGAAAAUACAAGAUCUUUAUAAAUCGAAACAUAAAUAUGAUGUAAUCAUAACAGAAAUCUUUGGAACAGAUUGUAUGCUAGCGUUUGCCCAUUCAUUUAAAGUACCCACAGUUGCAAUUGUAAGUAGUGUGGCUCUUCCAUGGAUACCAGAUCGAUUUGGUUUACCAGAUAAUCCAUCGUACAUACCAAAUUAUUUGUUACCAUUCACGGAAAAUAUGUCGUUAUAUGAACGAUUUAUUAAUACAAUGUUAAAUGUUUACUCCAAGUUUAGGUUUAAUUACCUAACUCUCAGUGAAUCAAAUAAAAUUGUACGUGAAAAAUUGGAUCCAAACUUACCAUCUUUGUCAAAUUUUAUAAAAAACACAAGUCUAUUGAUUGUAAACAGUCAUUUCAGUAUAAAUGGGGCCAGACCGAUGCCACCAAAUGUUGUGGAAGUGGCUGGACUUCAUGUUGGAAAACCAACUGGAAAAUUACCAACUAACUUGGAAAAAGUUUUGAAUGAAUCAAAGAAUGGUGUGAUUUAUUUCUGUUUGGGUUCAAUGAUACGAACUGAAUCAUUUACAAUCGAAAAACAGCGAGCAUUAUUGGAUGCUUUUGGUGAAUUACCGUUUACUGUGAUUUGGAAAGGCGAGGAAGAUAAAUUUCCUGCACCAAUACCGAAAAAUAUCUAUUUUGAUACAUGGUUACCACAAUUAGAGAUUUUAUGUCACCCAAAAACAAAAGUAUUUAUUACGCAUGGAGGUUUGAUGGGUACUCAAGAAGCAAUUGCAUGUGGAACACCUUUAAUUGGUCUUCCAUUCUUUGGUGAUCAAGAUUUAAAUAUUGGAAAAUAUGUUGAAAAGGGCAUUGCAGAAAAAUUAUCCUACGAAACUUUAACGAAAACAAAUAUUUUAAAUGCGUUAAACAAAGUUUUAUACGAUCCUAAAUACGAAAGAAAUAUGAAAUAUUUGUCAGAAUUAUACAAAGAUCGACCAAUGUCUGCAAUGGAAACCGCAGUUUAUUGGAUUGAAUAUGUGAUCAGACAUAAAGGAGCGCCACAUUUACGACCGUACAGUGUGAACUUAACUUGGUAUCAAUAUUACAUGUACGAUGUUAUGUUCAUUUCAAUUAUAUUAGUUUUAAUUGUUUUAAGUGUUACUUACUUUUUAAUUAAAUUAAUAAUUAAACAAUUUAUUGGUUCUAAGAAUCCACAUAAACAGAAAACUAAUUAAUUAGUAUUA